Pseudo-nitzschia multistriata is the source of this 1877-nucleotide messenger RNA. The record is from the annotation of a GenBank genome assembly. Lineage: Eukaryota; Bacillariophyta; Bacillariophyceae; Bacillariales; Bacillariaceae.
UACACGUACGUGAUUCGUACCAGAGAUGUCACGAUACGCGCCUUUUUUCGACAGUAACGAUGUCCCAAUCUCUGGAAAGGGAUCUUUKUUUGGGCAAUACCUGGUAUGCCUGAUGAGCCAUCGACCACUCGUAUGCAAUGCUCUUCAUGCUCGUACCAAAGAUGACCCCAAUGGAAGCUUGUCACAAAAAGAGAUUUGAAUAACCUAGUSGCUGUGUAUAAUGAGUCCAAAGGAYGAAACAACAAUACCGGUUGUCAUAGUCGAAAGCCAUCAGCAUGUGUUGGAACAUGUCCACGAUGUCUUGCGAAAGAAGAAGUUAUUCGACCAACCCUGGUCGAUGGUCCAUUUCGAUGCUCAUCCCGACCUGGCGUGUACGAAGAGUGCACCCGCAAUCGCAUGCUUUGCUCCACGACAAUACUAUGGUAUGGGUAACAGGAACAACAAAGAACCCGGCGACAACGCCACUGGCAACGAUCUUGACGGAGAAGCCGACGGAGAGGAGGAAAGGAAUCUAUACGAACUGCUAGACUUAACACCCUCGGGCAUAGCGGAGUGGAUAAUGCCCUUGGUGCUGGCUGCAAACCUGAAUAGGAUUGAGUGGAUCAAACCAUUUUUUUCCAAGCAGAUUGCAGAGGGAUUUUACCGGUUCGAGGUGGGUGCCGAAUACCAACGCAACAACAAUGUUGAUGGCAAUGUCGACGACGGCGGCACCGGCGGCGRUGAUUCUUCUCAUCGAGACGAAAUCAAUAGUUUCUUGGAUCUUCCGAGGGAUGCGAAAUUAAAGGUCAAUUUUGAUCAUCCCUAUUAUCUUGAUGAUCUUUCGGUCGUUCCGUCUGAGGAUCUUGUUCUCAAACAAACACUCGAACUCAAAGUUUCCGAACUUCAGCGACGCCUACCGAUAGAGCAGCAAAAUGACACAUCGGUGUUUUGUGGCAGUGACAAAAGUGGAACGAGGAGCAGCACGAAUGGUUCUGCCACCAAGGAUGACCCACGACUCUGGAUUCUAGAUAUUUGUCUCGAUUAUUUUGCAUGCCAAAAUCCUUUCCUAUCCGAUCUAGAAACCAAAAACGAAUCGGCGACCCGCGCCUUUUUGGACGUGAUGGAGGGAUCAAUCUUUAAUCACUGCACAGACGAGGACAAAGACGGGAACAGCGUUGUGGAAAUAAGCAACAACCAGCCUGCAACCAACGCCAGCUUUGUUUACCAGACAGAACUUGUUUGCUUUUAUAAGCUCCUGAAAGAGCUGCUUUUGGACUUGUGUGGCCAGGAAUGUACGGAACGAAAAUAUCAGGAAAUAUCGCAUUCGAAGAGUGGCAAUAGUCUUGUGUUCGAUCAAAUCUCCAAAUACUUUGGUGGCAAAGAAAGAGCCAAAGUUUUGAUCGGAACACUCGUCGACGAAAUCAAUGCGAACGACGAUGGACGCGACGAUGGACGCGACGAUGGACGCGACGAAACCCGGUUGCUGUCGAUGAUCGUCGACGCGAUACCGAAUUACGGCAUGCCCCACGAGCAAUACGGCGAAGCCAUUGCGGCCGAGAAGAUCGGGGAGUCCCUCUCUCUGGUGGAAGAACACAUUCAAAGACACGUGCAAGCAUCGCGCGAUCUCGAACGGAGACCCUUCCUUGUUACGAUCGCGCGGUCGACCCUCGACGGGUUUUGCCCCCCCGGCGUGGUCGAAGGCCUCCAGACGAGCGUCUUGGAAUYGCUUCACAGACAAAUCUGUGGAUCAAAAUGCGAAUCUUUUUCCGAAAGGAGUGGUGSAGCUUCGGAUUGCGAUCGCUGCCGAUUGCGACUCUUGCGCGAUUACGGGGAAUGGGAGGGUUCGACGCUGUAUUGAAACCCUGGGGUGUGCUAUGAAAUAUAUAAAAAUUGUGUUG